Molecule: messenger RNA, 1312 nt
Organism: Octodon degus (degu)
Lineage: Eukaryota; Metazoa; Chordata; Mammalia; Rodentia; Octodontidae
Gene: Rpf1
Product: ribosome production factor 1 homolog
Exons: 9
Coding region: 39-1088 (349 amino acids)
Biological process (GO): maturation of LSU-rRNA; maturation of 5.8S rRNA
Cellular component (GO): nucleolus; preribosome, large subunit precursor
Molecular function (GO): rRNA primary transcript binding
Source: RefSeq, a predicted model, not a curated record
CAUUUCCGGUUCCGUACGGACGCACCGGAGCGAGCAACAUGGCGAAGGCCGGCGAAAAGAGUGGCGGCAGCGGUAAGAAAGGCUUGAAAAGGAAAGCCGCUGUAGCAGACCCUCAAGAGGCUGCAGUCGCCGGGGAUGGCGCGACGGAAGGCGGGGUCCAGCCCCCGAAAGCGACUGCCUUCCCCCCAGGCUUCAGCAUUUCGGAAAUUAAGAACAAGCAGCGGCGACACUUAAUGUUCACGCGGUGGAAACAGCAGCAGCGAAAGGAAAAGUUGAUUGCUAAGAAAAAACUUAAAAAAGAGAGAGAAGCUCUUGGUGAUAAGGCUCCACCAAAACCAGUUCCAAAGACUAUCGACAACCAGCGAGUCUAUGAUGAGACUACAGUAGACCCUAAUGAUGAGGAGGUUGCUUAUGAUGAAUCUACAGAUGAAUUUGCUCCUUACUUCAACAGAGAAACUUCUCCCAAGAUUCUCAUCACAACAUCAGAUAGACCCCAUGGGAGAACAGUAAAACUCUGCCAGCAGCUCUCAACAGUUAUACCCAACUCACAUGUUUAUUAUAGAAGAGGACUGGCUCUGAAAAAAAUUAUUCCACAAUGCAUCUCAAGAGAUUUCACUGAUCUAAUUGUAGUUAAUGAAGAUCGUAAAACACCAAAUGGACUUAUUUUGAGUCACUUGCCAAAUGGUCCAACUGCUCAUUUUAAAAUGAGCAGUGUUCGUCUUCGAAAAGAAAUUAAGAGAAGGGGCAAGGACCCAACAGAACACGUACCUGAAAUAAUUUUGAAUAACUUUACAACAAGGUUGGGUCAUUCAAUUGGACGUAUGUUUGCUUCUCUUUUUCCCCACAAUCCUCAAUUUAUUGGAAGACAGGUUGCCACAUUCCACAAUCAGAGGGAUUACAUUUUCUUCAGAUUUCAUAGGUACAUAUUCAAGAGUGAAAAGAAAGUGGGAAUUCAAGAACUUGGACCACGUUUUACCUUAAAAUUAAGAUCUCUUCAGAAAGGAACCUUUGAUUCUAAAUACGGAGAGUAUGAAUGGGUCCAUAAGCCCCGGGAAAUGGAUACAAGUCGAAGAAAAUUCCAUUUAUAAAGUACUAUAGAAAUAAAUACUAGAUUUUGUUGAACAGGCCUAUCUUGAACUUGGUAAAUUCUUUUUGAGAGAACACCAUCUUCAAAAUAACAUUUAGUAGGCUAGGGAGAGUUCGGCGGUGUAAGCGCCUGCCUGGCAAGCAUAAAGACUUGAGUUAAAUCCUCAGUAUCACAUGCUGUGCUGUUCCAAAACCGGGUGUGAUAGCACAGCCUUAUAAUCCCAGU